Messenger RNA from Dromiciops gliroides (monito del monte), 2036 nucleotides. RefSeq names its product glucose-6-phosphate dehydrogenase (gene G6PD). Gene Ontology annotation, molecular function: NADP binding; glucose-6-phosphate dehydrogenase activity. The transcript is spliced from 13 exons. Gene Ontology annotation, cellular component: cytosol. Lineage: Eukaryota; Metazoa; Chordata; Mammalia; Microbiotheria; Microbiotheriidae. The record is from RefSeq and is a predicted model, not a curated record. Bases 31 to 1719 code for a protein of 562 amino acids. Gene Ontology annotation, biological process: pentose-phosphate shunt, oxidative branch; glucose metabolic process.
GGCCGGGCCAGGUCGAGCUAGGGGGCGGAGAUGGGGAGUCGGGCGAGCGGAGCCGAUCUCCGAUCGGCCAGACGAGGCAUUAACUCGAGUGGAGCCGCGGGCCUCGUCGUCGCCUUUCCUCUGCCGGAUCAGCAGCAGACCCAGCACCCAGGGGCGAACACUGAAAACAGUAUGGCCGAACAAGUAGCCCUGAGCCGGACUCAGGUGUGUGGGAUUCUCCGGGAAGAACUAUACCAGGGUGAUUCCUUCCACCAGUCGGACACACACAUAUUCAUCAUUAUGGGAGCCUCGGGUGACUUAGCAAAGAAAAAAAUCUACCCUACAAUCUGGUGGCUAUUCAGGGAUGGGCUCCUCCCUGAAGACACCUUCAUCGUGGGCUAUGCCCGUUCCAAUCUCAGUGUGGCCGACAUCCGGAAGCAGAGUGAGCCCUAUUUGAAGGCCACUCCAGAAGAGAAGCAGAAGUUAGAAGAGUUCUUCUCUCGAAAUUCCUACGUGGCAGGCCAGUAUGAUGAGCCGGCCUCUUUUCAGCGGCUCAAUGCCCACAUGAAUGCUCUGCAUCAUGGGCCGCAGGCCAAUCGUCUCUUCUACUUAGCCUUGCCACCCACUGUCUACGAAGCCGUCACUAAAAACAUCAAAGAGACGUGCAUGAGCCAGGUAGGCUGGAACCGGGUCAUUGUGGAGAAGCCUUUUGGAAAGGAUCUGCAGAGCUCUGACAAGCUGUCAAAUCACAUUUCCUCACUCUUCCAUGAGGACCAGAUCUACCGGAUUGAUCACUACCUGGGCAAGGAAAUGGUGCAGAACCUCAUGGUGCUACGAUUUGGUAAUAGGAUCUUUGGACCAAUCUGGAACCGAGACAACAUUGCCUGUGUGAUCCUCACCUUCAAGGAGCCUUUCGGCACUCUGGGCCGCGGGGGUUAUUUUGACGAGUUUGGGAUCAUUCGAGAUGUGAUGCAGAACCACCUCUUGCAGAUGCUCUGCCUAGUGGCCAUGGAAAAGCCAGCCUCCACCAAUUCUGAUGACGUCCGCGAUGAAAAGGUGAAGGUCCUGAAGUGUAUCUCAGAGGUGAGAACGACUGAUGUGGUCUUGGGCCAGUAUGUGGGGAACCCAGAUGGCAAAGGGGAAGCCACCAAAGGCUAUCUGGACGACCCCACGGUGCCCCAGGGCUCCACCACUGCCACCUUUGCUGCUGUGGUCCUCUAUGUGGAAAAUGAAAGAUGGGAUGGUGUCCCCUUUAUCCUCCGAUGUGGAAAGGCCCUGAAUGAACGCAAAGCAGAGGUGCGGCUUCAGUUCCGGGAUGUGGCUGGUGACAUCUUCCAGCGCCAGUGUAAGCGGAAUGAGUUGGUGAUCCGUGUGCAGCCCAAUGAGGCUGUCUACACCAAGAUGAUGACCAAGAAGCCAGGGAUGUUCUUCAACCCUGAAGAGUCGGAGCUGGACCUGACCUAUGGCAACAGAUACAAAGAUGUGAAAUUGCCUGAUGCUUAUGAGCGCCUCAUCCUGGAUGUCUUCUGUGGGAGCCAGAUGCAUUUUGUGCGCAGUGAUGAGCUUCGGGAAGCCUGGAGGAUCUUCACCCCACUGCUGCACCACAUCGAGAGGGAGAAGACCCAGCCCAUCGCCUAUGUCUAUGGCAGCCGAGGCCCUCCCGAAGCAGAUGAGCUGAUGAAGAAAGUAGGCUUCCAGUACGAGGGUACCUACAAGUGGGUAAACCCCCACAAGCUCUGAGGCUGCUCUGCCUCACUUCCCAUGGCCAACCUCCCCAUCCCCCAUGCUCAUCAUCUCCCUUUGGGUCUGUCUGUCCUCUCUUUCACUCUGCCCUAUUCGUGUUCUCUUGGGACCAGGAUCCCGGCCCUGGGGGAAAGGGAAGGCCCUGCGGCAAGAUCCCCAGGCCCCCAGCCCUGUUUACAGCUGUGCUGGAUCUGCCAUCUGGCAGCCACCACACACGCUUCCACCGACAUUCCACUAGCAGCCACUGGAGGUGGCCUUUGGUCCCCUUCAGGACUGCAGCUUAAUGAAUACAGAGAAUUACCAGAUGACCAGAA